Molecule: messenger RNA, 2632 nt
Organism: Truncatella angustata
Lineage: Eukaryota; Fungi; Ascomycota; Sordariomycetes; Amphisphaeriales; Sporocadaceae
Product: Alpha/Beta hydrolase protein
Exons: 1
Coding region: 136-2340 (734 amino acids)
Biological process (GO): lipid metabolic process
Source: RefSeq, a predicted model, not a curated record
AUUCUUCCUCUUCUGCAUCGCACUUCCUUGCUGCUUGUUUUGUUUUGUGAUAUUCCACUCCUCGCCAAGUUCAAUAUAUCGUUCUACGAUAUUGGAUAUCUCGAAGUGCAGCGAGGAAGCAGUCUAAUACGAGUCAUGGCUGCCGCUGCGGGCCAGCGCUCAGCCGCAGAGAACCCAAGUGGUGUAUCACAUGCUCAAGCCGCCGUACAGUUUACGCAACAAGCAGAGAAACUGUCGCAUCGAUCGACGCUGAACGAUGAACAUCCGGGAUCCGUCGCAAUCGAGGCAAAAUUCAUCACCCCCCACGAUCCCGUCAUUGUUACUGCGGAGGGCUACAGACUGCCUGCUGUACCGCUCGAGGAGGCAUGGAAGCUGAAUGUCCUGAAGGAGGAAUUACAAGAGCAGAGCCCCCAAGAUGCGAUUGAUGAGGGACAAAGGCUCGCUCGACAAGAUUCACUAUCAGAGAAACAAAAUGGAGCAGCGAAGGCGGCGCCGGAUAUGGCCGACCGCAGCAACGACAAAAUAGACACCCAGACUAGAGGAUCUCUUAAUAGAUCGAUGCCACCGACGCACACAAACCCUUUGUUCCCGCCUCUACCGUUGUAUGGACCGCCUUCGCUCAUGAGGGAUAUGCAAUGCAUUCUCUUCCGGGUGUCAUCCUUCUUUCUCAGUGCAGCUUUCCUGGCUGUCAUCGUUCUUGGCGCACUGUUUACGAGCAUACCUCCGUUUGCUUUUCGUACUUGGAAACGAGUGCAGGGACAGAACCCUGAUACGGAGAGGCCCUUUUACGAAGAGGAACAGAAGAGAAAGAUAGUGCGGGACGAUUUGGCAAAGUCGUGGCAACACAGACGGUCCCAGGAACGAAUCAAUACGGACAAGAAGGAUCUUGAGCAGCAAAAUGAGUAUCCUCCUACAGAAGGAGGACCAGAUCCUGUUAUUUGCGACAUUGGCUAUUAUGCCAGAAGAGUCGGCCUCGAUAUGGAGGAAUUCCAAGUCCAGACUGAAGAUGGCUUCAUAAUAGAUCUGUGGCACAUUUACGACCCAAAGGAGUACACCAGGUUGAGCGCAGAGGACAGAAAGGACAAAGGACCUACCCUCUUUACUGGUGACAGCAGGCAGCGGUCAGAGCAGCCGGACCAAAAGCGAAAAUUCCCAGUUCUAUUGAUACACGGGCUACUGCAAAGUUCAGGCGCAUAUUGCGUCAAUGACGAGGACUCACUGGCCUUCUACCUGUGCAAAUCAGGAUACGAUGUUUGGCUGGGCAACAACCGUUGCGGAUUCAAGCCAAAGCACGUUCUCCUUGAAUACACCGAUCCAAGGAUGUGGUGCUGGAACAUCAGGCAAAUGGGUGUUUUUGACUUGCCGGCAUUAACUUCACGCGUUCUCUACGAGACGGGAUUCGAAAAAGUUGGAUUGAUCUCUCAUUCGCAGGGUACGACUCAAACGUUUGUCGCACUUGCAAAACAGCAACGACCAGAGUUAGGAGAGAAGCUCACUGUCUUCUGUGCUCUUGCUCCGGCUGCCUAUGCAGGUCCGCUGAUUGGUAAGAUGUACUUUAAAUUCAUGAGAGUUAUUACACCUGUUAUGUUCCGCUUCAUGUUUGGAAUACAUGCUUUCAUUCCAAUCAUGAUGGUUAUGCAUGGGAUCUUGCCAGCCGGUAUUUAUGGCUGGCUAGGCUAUAAAGUUUUCUCAUUCUUGUUCAACUGGACAGACACACGCUGGGACAGGUCUUUAAGAGACCGAAUGUUCCAGUUCGCCCCUGUGUACGUCAGCGCGGAGUCGAUGCGCUGGUGGUUGGGUCGGGAAUGUUUCGCCAAGCACAAAUGCAUUUUACAAACUAAAGAGGAGUGGAAAGCGGAAGAGCGCGAAGACAUGGAAACCGACGGCCCCUUGGGGGAUCCAACAGAGCCGAUCAAAAGAAGGGAUUCUGUCGUUAGCGACACCCCAGCGCCAAGUCACGCUCAGCACAAACGGAAGCCGAAAGGUUCAUCAGCAUGGUACAACGAGCAAGUGCCUCCAUUCGCUUUAUGGGUUGCUGGCAAUGACGACUUGGUCGAUGGAAAGAAAUUGUUACGGCGUUUUGCGCGAGGGCGAGAGCCGCACGUGAAGAUCGUGCACAAGAAAAUUAUACCCGAAUAUGAACAUUUAGACGUCAUCUGGGCAAUGGAUGCUGUUGAUCAGAUUUUCAGCGAGGUUCGCGAGGUCCUCUGGAAAACAUGUGAUGUUAGGGAUCAGUGCCAGGUACCGAAAGGCUGCGAAAGUGUUUCUGCCUGGGCGGCUCAAGCUGUCGAAGACGACCUUGAUGACAGCGGCGAUUCCAGUAGCGAUUCGUUUGAUUAAUUAUGAGACGUCCUUCUAAAAUGGCAAGGUGUGCAUAGGCAAGAUACACGGGCGUGGGCUUGAUGAUAUGACGAGACUCAUGAACACGACACGUGGAAGGUAUACGAGAUUGGGUUGAACUUUGAAAAGUGAUCCAGGGGAUACGCUUUACCGUCGGUAACUUCUCGUUAACUAUUAGAGAAGCGAUGUAACACAAAUAUAUACUUGAAUAACUAUAUUCAUAUGGUAUUGACAGAAAACUCACAAUUAACAUUAGUUUCAUUGUAGUUUAUUAAUAAGUUCAAUUUAUUUA